This is a messenger RNA of Psammomys obesus (fat sand rat), 467 nucleotides long. RefSeq names its product cytochrome c oxidase subunit 6C-2. Lineage: Eukaryota; Metazoa; Chordata; Mammalia; Rodentia; Muridae. Gene Ontology annotation, biological process: mitochondrial electron transport, cytochrome c to oxygen. The record is from RefSeq and is a predicted model, not a curated record. The transcript has 4 exons. The coding region runs from base 108 to 335 and encodes 75 amino acids.
CCGUCGCCGGGUCCCGUUGACUAUUGCGCCUGCGUACCGCCGGGAGGCUCUCGGUGUCUCGGAGAACCGGAAAGGACGUUGGUGUAGAGGUGAGGACAUUCACUACCAUGAGUUCCGGUGCAUUGCCUAAACCUCAGAUGCGUGGUCUUCUGGCCAAGCGUCUGCGGGUUCAUAUUGUUGGGGCAGUCAUUGUGGCCCUGGGAGUUGCCGCUUCCUAUAAGUUUGGCGUGGCUGAACGAAGAAAGAAGGCAUAUGCAGAUUUCUACAGAAAUUAUGAUUCCAUGAAAGAUUUUGAAGAGAUGAGGAAGGCUGGUAUCUUUCAGAGUGUGAAGUGAUUUCAGAAUGCAAAGAAUUCUUUGGAUUGCGCUCCGUAGAAGUUCCUCCCCGACUUGGGUUCCUGAACUAUGAAACUUGACUAUAUGGGCUACGGAGUAGUUUCUCUCAAUAAAUAAUUAUAUGGACAAUAA